AUGGCGCCGCUGACGCUGCAGCAGCGCGUGGAGGUGGCGCUGGGCGCGGCGCAAGGGCUGUUCUACCUGCACUCGUUCGCGCGCCCACCCGUCAUCCACCGCGACGUCAAGUCCGGCAACAUCCUGCUCGACCAAGACAUGCAGGUGGGGGGGGGAGGGGGGGGACUUGCAGGUGGGAGAGGGUAUUGCAGGUGGGAGAGGGUAUUGCAGGCUCUGUGGCCCUUACCCCUCUGCGCCCCUCUGCGCCCCUUUCACUUGUCCCCUCUCCUUCCUCUCCCCCUCGCCAUGUGCGCGCAGGCGAAGGUGGCGGACUUUGGGCUGCUCAAGGCAUCAAAGGGCGAGGGCGUGGCGCACAGCACGCUGGUGGCGGGCACGCCUGGGUACCUGGACCCCGAGUACUACUCCGCCUUUAAGGUCACCACCAAGAGCGACGUCUACAGCUUCGGCGUGGUGCUGCUGGAGAUUCUGACGGGGCUGCCGCCCAUCUUUGAGAGCCUCGACGCCAACGAGUCCACCGACGGCGAAAGGCAGAUGACCAGCCUCGCCAGAUGGACGGGCAACGUGGCCAAGAUAGUGGACCCGCGCCUGGGCGCUGACUACCCGGUGGAUAUUGUCAAGGCAAUGGCGGAGGUGGCCAUGGCGUGCGUGCAGCGCCACAGCAAAAAUCGCCCCGACACGGGCGAGGUCGUGCGGCGCCUGGGGGACAUCCUGGCGCGCCUCACGGGUGACGAGAGCGCCGCCACACUGGGCCACCUGCGGCCGCAGAGCUCCAAUGUGGGUGCCGUGGCCAUUCCCGAGGACGGGGAGAUUGAUCCCAACAUUGCGCUGGUGGGGAACAUGGAGGGACCGUACGAUGAGAGUACUGCCGCCAUGUCGCAAGUUAUCCCACGCUGA
Molecule: messenger RNA, 894 nt
Organism: Closterium sp. Yama58-4
Lineage: Eukaryota; Viridiplantae; Streptophyta; Zygnematophyceae; Desmidiales; Closteriaceae
Source: the annotation of a GenBank genome assembly